This is a messenger RNA of Ostrea edulis (European flat oyster), 3956 nucleotides long. RefSeq names its product transmembrane protein 256 homolog. The coding region runs from base 1082 to 1819 and encodes 245 amino acids. The record is from RefSeq and is a predicted model, not a curated record. The transcript is spliced from 3 exons. NCBI's taxonomy places the organism in Eukaryota, Metazoa, Mollusca, Bivalvia, Ostreida, Ostreidae.
UUCUUUAGGAGAACUCGUACCCACAUUUCUAUUUGUUAAAAUGACAAAGUUUUUCUUCAGGAGAACUCGUACCCAGAUAUUGAUGGGUACGACUUCUCUUGGAGAACUCGUACCCGGGUACGACUUCUCCAGGAUAACUCGUACCCAAAUUUCUGGGUACGAGCUCUCCUGGGUACGGGUUCUCCUAGGUACGAGUUCUCCAGAAGUCUUAUUUAACUAUGAGGACAAAAAACUAGAAAUACAGCCAUAUUUGUGUCUUCCAAUUCACAGGAACCUGCGCUCUUAUCUUACAAAACUAAGAAUAAGUGGGCAUCAGUUAUAUAUAGAAACAGGUAGAUAUUGUAAUCCUGUCAUUCCUAGAGAAAACAUAUUUUGCUACCAUUGUACAUUGUAAGAACAGUGAUGAAUAUGAAAAACAUUUUUUACUUGAUUUUCCUUCAUAUAAACAGUAAGGAAACAGUAUUCAAAAAUAUCAUAGCAUAUGAUAAUCUUGUAUCUUGUUUACUGAAUCCGCUCAAUAUUAUAUCUACAAAGGAAAUUUGUUUAUAUUAUCAGAUACUCUUUAUACCUUAGAAACAAAGGAUUAUUACAAUUAUAAUACAUAUACCAUGUAACAAAAUAUAUAUUUAUUCUAUACUACAUGACUAACAAAACUUAUAUGUGCUUUGGUGCUAAUAAAGAAUCGAAAUGAAUUAUUUCUAGACUUGAAAUCGAAAGCACUCACGUUGAUAAACAUUCAAGAAGUACUGAAGAAUUGUACUGCUUUUGAUAAAAUACUGAUUCUUGAUAUUUUCGUAAAUGAUUUCGUGUUGAAUAAAGAUAAGUUCAGUUAUUUGGAUCUGAAUUCUCUCCACUACCCUGGUUUGGAAUGCACAAUCCAGAGCGAAAGUAGAAAAUGUCUUCUUUUUUAAAAAAAAAUCUCUGAAAAAGGACAUACACGAGCUUACACCUACGUUACCUAGUUGUGCUUUUUAAAAAUAUUGAUCUUCAAAUGUGUUACUCAGAUCCAUCGUAGAACCGAAACUGAAAGUGAAAAGCUACAACAGGAAACAUAUUAGGAGGAAAUACAAUAUUCAUCAAAAUGGGGGACGUAUUGAGCUUAAUACCACCCGCCAUUAUCGACAAUUUCUGCUUUCAUGCGGUGAAGAAGAUUGGAGACGUGUUGUCAUCUUACUUUAGUUCCAAUGGAAAAGAAACAAUGACACUGCACGGAUCCAGGUUAUUCCUGAGACUUGGCGCUGUGUCAGGUGCCGUGGCUUUGUCAAUGGCAGCUUAUGGUGCACAUGCCUUUAAUGCUGAAGAUGAAAAUGGAGAACAGUUGAAAAAGAUUUAUAAAACCGGACAUAAAGUGCACUUAGUGCAGUCUGUAGCACUUGUGUGCUCUCCUUUGUGUAACAGACCAAAUCUGGUAAGUUCUCUGUGUAACAGACCUUAUCUGAUAAGUUCUCUGUGUAACAGACCAUAUCUGAUAAGUUCUCUGUGUAACAGACCAUAUCUGAUAAGUUCUUUGUGUAACAGACCGUAUCUGGUAAGUUCUCUGUGUAACAGACCAUAUCUGGUAAGUUAUCUGUGUAACAUACCAUAUCUGGUAAGUUCUCUGUGUAACAGACCAUAUCUGGUAAGUUCUCUGUGUAACAUACCAUAUCUGAUAAGUUCUACUUUGUGUAACAUACCAUAUUUGGUAAGUUCUCUGUGUAACAGACUAUAUCUGGUAAGUUCUCUGUGUAACAGACCAAAUCUGAUCGGUUCUUCUCUGUGUAAGAGACUAUGUAUCAUUGAUAUUAUGUGUACAAGCUUAAAACUGUUGAAACCAAGAUAACAAGUUUCCAUGUGCUAGCAAUCCAUAUGAUGCUGCUUAAGUUAUUCUGAGGACUUUACCUAAAACAUCGGAUAUAUACGUACAGUGAAACCACAUUUAUAAUGAACUUGAUUAUUGUGACUAUCUGGCUACAAGAGAAUUCCCUGUAUAGUACGAUUUGAUUACAGAUUAUUUUCAGUGUCUGUAUUGUAACAAACAAUGUAAAUAUUGAACUCUGUGUUUUCUGUUGUAGACCGGGGGAUUGUUUACGGUGGGAAUCCUUCUUUUUUCUGGCAGUUGCUAUGCCCAUGCUUUGACGGGGGACACCAAAAUUCGAUACAUUAUCCCAUAUGGAAGAUAUGCACUUAUUCUUGCCUGGAUAAGCAUGCUGUUCUAAUGAGGACUCCCGCAUAUCCUUGAUACUCCCGCAUAAUUCUCACCUAUGGUGCUAGGGGCCCAUUGGAUUGGAUUUCAUUAUUUUUUUUAUGUAUGGCAUAUAUAAAAUUUCACAUAAUAUUACUCUUUGUAUAAUGAUAUAUAUCAAAUGUUUGUUAAGAAGUAUUAUUCAGUCAUCAAUGACAGAUUGUGAUAUGAUGUGAAUUGUGUCGGAAAGAAAAACUGUCAAAAUAUUUCAUGUAUUUCUUGCAUUGAAAUAAUAAUUGAUAUGUUUGAUCAAGAAACUAUUUCUUAUCCUACUAGUAUAUGACCAAAUGACUUUUUUUUAACCUAAAAACAAACGGGGGUCAUCCUUAAGUUAUGGAGACUUUUCAUAAUAUUAAAGCUGAAAUAAUGUUUGGGACAUCAUCAGGAAACAAUUUCUUACCACAUUGACCUAAUGAUCUUAAUCUUUUGACCCCAGCAAAACUGGGGAUCAUACUUCAAUCACAUGAAAUGUGAUUGGCAAAACUCUAAUUUACUCCUGAAACCUUUUUUGUCCAUAUUCGAGCCUUUGUAAACUCCUUAUUUAAGGUUUCAUUGUUUAGACUCAAACCCCACUUGAAAUAUCUGGAAACUGUUUUUCACGAUAUAACAUAUGGAGAUGUCCAUGUGACUCGGAGACUCCUCGGUCCUCACGUGAAGUUUCAUUCCCAAAGCUUGAACAGUAUUUGAGAAAACAUCUGGAAAUAAUUUCUUCCCAAGUGACCCAGUGACCUUGACGUUUGGACCACAUAAAGUAUUAGGGUAAUCCUAAAGUUAUGGAGGCUCUUCAUUUGAAGUCUUAUUCAUAUUAUUAAACGGUACCAAAGUUGUUAUUUAGAUACCAUCUCUUACAUUAUGUGAGAAUCUUGACCUCUUUAACUAAAAAAAAACACCAGAGAUCAUUCUUUGGAUUUGGUGACUGUUCGAGUGAAUCUUCAUUACUAAAGCUCAUACAAUACAAAAAUUAUCAUCUGGAAGCCUUGGUGCUGCAGACAGAUGGACAGACAAAAAUGUGUAUUUAUUUCAGCCUUUUCAAUUUAGUUGAUCAUCAGAUGGCCCACUACUGUCAAACAUUUGGGACAAGGUUCAAGUUCAUAUUGACCAUCUCAUUUUCUACAUUUCAUUUGUUCCAUUUAGUUUUUGUAGUUAUUAUUUUUAGACUGGCUUUUGCUAGAAGCAAAGUAUUUGCUGUAGACCCACAAAUCAUCAGCCAUUCUCUAAAUAAACCACAAAAUCAAACAGCUGCAACUUUCAUUAUACAAAAUAGCAACAAUGAGAGACGAUAUUCUAUUAAUUGUAUGGAUGAUAUUGAGGCUUUUAAUUGGGAAUAAAACGAGAUGGAAAUAUAAAUUAAUUUCAGAUUUUUUUAAAUCACAAAGACUUAUGCAUGCGUAUGAAUAUUAUCGAACUACUUUAUAUAUAUUGAGUUGUUUUUUCAAAGAACUUAAAAUAAGUCAAGAAAUGGACUCUAUCUGAAAAAUACUAAGUCCGAAUACUCUUUCCGUAUAUUGUAUGUAUUUAAGUGAUUUCGUGGUGUAGUGGUCAGCGUGGAGCUGUUAAAUGGGAUACGUCCUUUUGUCUAUAUGAUGUUUGUUUGGGGUGUUUUUUUAUUUUAUCUAUAAUAUAAAUGUAAAAUUGAGAUUUGCUAGAUAUAUAUUUCUUUCAUUUACUAGUAAAUAAAAUAUGUAGUCAUUAACUCAUUAUAGUAUUGGUAUUUAAUAAAUCCCUUUAAAGCUAC